Molecule: messenger RNA, 831 nt
Organism: Pseudoliparis swirei
Lineage: Eukaryota; Metazoa; Chordata; Actinopteri; Perciformes; Liparidae
Gene: slc5a5
Product: solute carrier family 5 member 5
Exons: 9
Biological process (GO): iodide transmembrane transport; sodium ion transport
Cellular component (GO): membrane
Molecular function (GO): symporter activity
Source: RefSeq, a predicted model, not a curated record
AUGGGCAAUUUGGGAGAUGGGGGCAUGAAGGCCGUGAUCUGGACCGAUGUGUUCCAGAUCGUGGUCAUGCUGGCGGGCUUCGUCGCCAUCUUCCUCCACGGCUUGCAGUUCUGAAUUACAGGCGGGCGUGGCGGUACUGGGGUCGCCAGAAAUGGAUCACGCAUUAACUUCGAUGACUUCAGCCUCGACCCGCGGCAGCGCUACAGCUUCUGGAGCCUGUCGGUGGGAGGAGCUUCAGUCUGGUUGUCCAUGUACGGAGUCAACCAGGCGCAGGUGCAGCGCUACAUCGCCUGCAGGACGGAGAGAGACGCCCAGUGGGCGCUGCUGGUCAACCAGCUGGGUCUGUGCCUCCUGGUCGGCAGCGCUGCAACUUGCGGCAUCGUCAUGUUCGCUUAUUACAUCGACUGUGAUCCCUUGAAGUCCGGAAGCAUCUCGGCCCCGGACCUGUACAUGCCGUACUUUGUGUUGGACAUAUUCAGAGACCACCCCGGGUUCCCAGGGCUGUUCCUGGCCUGUGCGUACAGCGGGACUCUGAGCACGGCCUCCACGAGCAUCAACGCCAUGGCUGCCGUGACGAUGGAGGACCUGCUGAAGCCUCGCCUGGCCCUCCUGACGCAGGAGGAGCUGAUCCUGGUGUCUCAGGGCCUGUCGCUCCUGUACGGGGGGAGCUGCAUCGCGGUCGCUGCUCUCGCCUCCUUCCUGGAUUGGGGAGUUCUUCAGGGCUCCUUCACCGUGAUGGGCGUGGUCAGCGGGCCGCUGCUCGGCGUCUUCGUUCUGGGGAUGUUCGUCCCGGCAGCCAACCGGCCGAUGAGGGGUGAGUGGUGUGGAUAG